CCGACCAGCCGCGUUGGACAUUGCUAUGGGCGGAAAUUCGCGCGACGGUGAGCCGUCCUGGCAAACUAGUGCUCAUACCUCGGAUGAGUUGGUGGGGUCGCUGACAAGGAUGGCUGACUCGAGACGCUGUGCCGCAGUGUCAUGGCCAUGUGCGCGUUGUUAGCAGGGUUAGCCGGGUUAGCAGGCAGUUAUCUGUCGGGCAGGCCGCCCAGACACCCUGGAGGACCGAGCACCAGCAUCGGGCGCACUCAAAAAGCACCACAGAACGUAAAACUACUAGCUCAUUCAGCCAGCCAGCCAGCCAGUGAGCAGCCUUGGCGGGUCAGCAGGAAUUUGGAUUGUAUGAAGGAAGCGCUGGUGCGGGGGGAUUCUGUUCUAGAUGGAGACCGAUCUGCUCACUGAUUGGACCAGCAGUGCAGCCCUAGUGCUCGUGCUCCAGCGUGACUGUCUGCAACUUUAUUUAGCUACGGCGCGUCGCGAGUGAGUGAGUGAGU
Molecule: messenger RNA, 494 nt
Organism: Aspergillus brunneoviolaceus CBS 621.78
Lineage: Eukaryota; Fungi; Ascomycota; Eurotiomycetes; Eurotiales; Aspergillaceae
Exons: 1
Coding region: 142-402 (86 amino acids)
Source: RefSeq, a predicted model, not a curated record